AUGGCCUGGCUGACAUAUCUCAGUUUUGUUGUAGUCGCAGGACUGGUAUUGCAAAAUUUUAUUUCCAGGAGAGCCUCAAGACGACAACGAGAACUUCCUCAUAUUCCGCUGGUCAAAUUUGACGAAAAUGACACACUGGAGAGAUAUAUUAGUAGCACGAGGGAGCUUAUGCAUAAGGGGUAUCUUCAAUACUCUAAAAAGGGACAAGCCUUCAAGAUUCGAAACCCUGUCGAUGAAAGAUGUCCACAAGUCAUAAUAUCGAAGAAAUACUUAGACGAGGUUAAGAAUGCUCCGGAGGAUAAAUUUAGUUUUCCUUUGUACUCAAUACAAGCUUUUCUUCUGGAGUACAGUGGCUCCGUGCUUCCAUCGGCUUCAGCAACACAUGUAACAAGAAUUGAUCUCAACAAAAAUCUUGACUGGACAAGUUUAAAGCCUUGGGAUACUUUCUUACCGGUGAUAUCGAGAGUGACUGGCCGAGUACUUGUAGGAAGCGAACUUUGCAAGGACCCGGAGUGGAUUCAACUCACAAUUACGAAUACGACUGGUAUAGUUAAGUCAGCAAUGGCAAUUCGAGAAACAUAUUCAUCUCAAUGGCAAUGGCUUGCGCCAUGGACCGCCCCGUGGAGAAAUGACCUCAUUAACGCACGCCAAAAGGCUACACAGCUCAUAGAACCGACUUGCAGAAAGCGUAUAUCGGGUGUUAGCGGCGAAGAAAACAACAAUGUAGUUAAGUGGCUUAUUGAUCACUCCGAAGGGAAACCAAUCACCCCUGCCGAGAUCGCCGAUUCGAUAUUGUUUUUAUACAUGGCAGGAAUCCACAGUACUAGCGCCUCCCUCAUCUCGAUCGUUUACGAUCUUAUCGCGUAUUCAGAAUAUAUUCCUGGGAUAAUUGAGGAGAUAAAACAAACGCUCGCUGAGUCUCCAGAGUGGACGAAACUGAGUCUUGCCAAACUCCGAAAGCUAGAUAGUUUUCUAAGAGAGAAUCAGCGGCUUCAUUCAGUAGGAAUGGUGACUGUCCAACGAUCGACCGUUGUCCCAUACACUUUCUCUGAUGGUUUGUAUUUACCAGCAAAUACCAUGUUGGCCUUCCCAACUUACGAAGUCACGCACGACCCGGAUAUAUAUCCCAAUCCGGAUGAAUUCGAUGGACUACGAUUUUAUCGUAUGCGGGAACAAGGUGAUGCAGCCAAAUUUCACUAUGCAACUGUAUCAAACGAAUCCACCAAUUUUGGGGCUGGCUUCCAUGCUUGUCCGGGGAGGUUCUUCGUGGGUUAUGAACUGAAGAUCAUUCUUGCGGAGUUGUUGCUGAAUUAUGAUUUGAAGUUUGCGGUGGGAAAUGAGAGACCGCCGGAUCUCCUUCAUGAUUUUAGUAUCCAGCCUAACCCAGAAGCGGAACUUUUGAUUCGAAGAAAGGAAGAGGUUUAA
Molecule: messenger RNA, 1425 nt
Organism: Venustampulla echinocandica
Lineage: Eukaryota; Fungi; Ascomycota; Leotiomycetes; Helotiales; Pleuroascaceae
Exons: 5
Coding region: 1-1425 (474 amino acids)
Molecular function (GO): iron ion binding; oxidoreductase activity, acting on paired donors, with incorporation or reduction of molecular oxygen; heme binding
Source: RefSeq, a predicted model, not a curated record